Messenger RNA from Lodderomyces pseudojiufengensis, 615 nucleotides. RefSeq names its product Rdi1p (gene RDI1). Gene Ontology annotation, molecular function: protein binding; Rho GDP-dissociation inhibitor activity. Gene Ontology annotation, biological process: Rho protein signal transduction. Bases 1 to 615 code for a protein of 204 amino acids. NCBI's taxonomy places the organism in Eukaryota, Fungi, Ascomycota, Pichiomycetes, Serinales, Debaryomycetaceae. The record is from RefSeq and is a predicted model, not a curated record. The transcript has a single exon. Gene Ontology annotation, cellular component: cytosol; cytoplasm; membrane.
AUGUCAUCAACAAACAAUAUUGACGACGAUUUAGUUCCAGAACAAGUAGAAGGAUAUCACGUUGGUGAAAAAAAGACAAUUGAUGAAUAUAAUAAAUUAGAUGCAGAAGAUGAAAGUUUAGCAAAAUGGAAAGCAUCAUUAGGAUUAUCAAGCACUGGUACUCAAUUACCUGUUAAAGCGGGAGAUAAUAGAAAAGUAGUUGUAACAGAAUUAUCAUUAGAAUUUCCAGAACAACCAAAUUUAAAACCAAUAACUAUAAAUUUAGAAGAUUCUCAAGGAAACACAAUAGCAAAUAAAGAAAUUAAAUUUGAAAUUAAAGAAAAAUCAAUAUAUCAAUUAGUUAUAAAAUUUAAAAUUCAACAUGAAAUUAUAACAGGAUUAAAAUAUUUACAUUCUGUAAAAAGAGGUGGUAUAAGAGUUGAUAAAGUUGAAGAACCUUUAGGAAGUUAUGCUCCAAAUACUAAUGAAAAUCCAAUAUAUGUUAAAAAAUUUACUGAAGUUGAAGCUCCUUCUGGUAUAAUUGCAAGAGGUAAUUAUUCUGCUAUAUCUAAAUUUAUUGAUGAUGAUCAAAAUGUUCAUUUAUCUUUACCUUGGAGUUUUGCAAUUGUUAAAUAA